Molecule: messenger RNA, 1574 nt
Organism: Planococcus citri (citrus mealybug)
Lineage: Eukaryota; Metazoa; Arthropoda; Insecta; Hemiptera; Pseudococcidae
Gene: PQBP1
Product: poly-glutamine tract binding protein 1
Exons: 6
Coding region: 355-1314 (319 amino acids)
Molecular function (GO): protein binding
Source: RefSeq, a predicted model, not a curated record
AGAACCAGGACUAAGAGCCCCAUUAUUAGUUUUUGCGUUUUUGAGGCCAGAUAUAGCCUAUUUUAGCCUGUUUUAGCCCAUUUCUUUUAAUUUUCCGGGUACGGUGCUGGGUUUGAAUUCAUUUAUUCUUGAUAAAUCACUUUAUUUAUUGAACACCCUAUACCCAAUGAUAAGAACUGUGACGGAACUGAUAAUCGAGUGUUUACAUUUUGCGAAAAUUUUCCAAUUUGUCGGAUAGAAUUUCCUUAUUGAUGAUUUCUCGUUGAAAGUAUUAAUUAGUUGAAUUAUAAUUCUGUAAUGUGUUGAGAAAAAGUAACUAUUCUCUGUAUUGAUCCAGUGUACAGUGCUAUUAAAAUGCCGCUUCCGCCAGCUCUACUCGCUAAAUUAGCGAAACGAGGAAUCGUAUCUCCGAAAACUUUGAAAUCUCAAUCAUCUAAUACCCAAAAUAAAGAAAACCAAAAACAAGAAGAAGAAAUUAUCGUGGAAAAUUACGACGAAACGGAAAAUCGCAAUCAUAGAAAAGAUUUACCCAAUUCUAUUAAUGGAAAUACUGCAACGUACGAUAACGAUGACUUGAAAUCGAGCAUAGAUGCUAAAUUUAUGGGUUAUCAAUGCUGCCCAAAUAAAUAUAACGUAUGGCACGAAUGCACCUCGUUUUGUAAAGAAUAUUGGGGCGAAGGAAAGAAAAAACCGAGUAGAAAGUACAUGUACUACAGGAAGAAAAUGUUGGAACAACAUCCUCUACCCGAAAAUUGGACCGAAGUGUAUGAUCCUGGAACCGGUCGAUUCUAUUAUUGGGACGAAGAAAAUGAUGUCGUGAGCUGGUUACCACCGUCUCAUCGACGAGCUUUAAUCACCGAUUCAGCCGCACGUUUUCGAGAAGAACGCCAUAUGGUAGAAGGCGAUAAAAAUCAAGAAGAUGACAAAAAAAGCGAAUCUGACAGCGAUGCUAGUAGUGAUAGCAGUACUAGUUCUACAGAUACGAAAAGAAAAAAGAGAAAAUACAGUUCUAGUGACAAAGAAAGUGACAAAAGCGACGAAGAAAGACGUGCAAAACCCAAACAGACUCGAAAUGAUCGAAAUUUCAACAGGAGGAGAGUUGUUAAAGCUAAUGAUAUCGAUCCUAUGGAUCCAGCUGCGUACUCUAAUAUUCCAAGAGGGACGUGGUCUGAUGGUUUAAAUAAAGGCUUGGAAGCAAAAACUGGCGCUGAUACUACCGCAGCUGGACCUUUAUAUCAAAUGAGACCGUAUCCAAAUCCUGGAGCUGUAUUACGUGCAAAUGCUAAGCAAAAAAAUAACGAUGAUUCUGAUUAGGUUUCUCAAGCAGGUGCAAUGGGUUAUCUGGUAGGGGGCCGUACUUCCAGUUAACCCAAAAUGUGUACCUAUGUAAAGAAAAACCAACUUUUUAUAAUGCUCGAGUGAAAUGAGGAGGACUGUAUCUUGAACUUUAACAAAGAUCCCCCUCCCCCUGCAAGUUCUGACUUCACCUCUGACGUGAGUAGGUAAUUAGUUUGUACUGAUGUAACUCGCUUUUCUAUGUAUGUACAUAAAUAAAAAAAAUGAAAAAUGUAAAA